This is a messenger RNA of Fundulus heteroclitus (mummichog), 2597 nucleotides long. RefSeq names its product mediator of cell motility 1 (gene memo1). The transcript is spliced from 9 exons. Lineage: Eukaryota; Metazoa; Chordata; Actinopteri; Cyprinodontiformes; Fundulidae. The record is from RefSeq and is a predicted model, not a curated record. The coding region runs from base 412 to 1305 and encodes 297 amino acids.
CACGCCCCUCACCUGGUUUUUCAGACAAAUCAGUAAUCCUCAGAUACCGACAGUGACAGCUCUUGCCUUUCAACAUUGCUAUCGUUAGUAAUAUAAACGGGCACAGUACUUUGUGUUUUGUGCCUUUUAAAGUUUGCACCAGGCUGUCAGAGCAGGCCGACCGAACUUACCGACCGGUACCGACACGGCGGCCAGCUGACAGCAAACCGAGCUCAAGCUAGCUAGCCUAGCCGUCUCUACAGUCCCAACUGCCCGCUGCUCUUUUGUCUAUCCAGGCAAACCAGCUAGCAGCAGGCGCGGCGCGACCUGUCAGUCAGCAAACACUGGAGUUUACAAGUCGCUUCUUACGUUGACCCUUUUCCCCGUUUGACGAGAACCAAGUGAACCAAGAUAGGCGGCUUGGGAACCAAGAUGUCAAACCGAGUGGUGUGCAGAGAAGCAAGUCACGCCGGGAGUUGGUACUCAGCGUCGGGAUCCCAGCUGAAUGCACAACUAGAAGGCUGGCUCUCCCAAGCACAGUCCACCAUCAGACCUGCCAGAGCCAUCAUUGCGCCCCAUGCCGGGUACACCUACUGCGGCGCUUGUGCAGCGCAUGCUUACAAGCAGGUGGAUCCCUCCGUCACUCGUAGGGUGUUCAUUCUGGGACCUUCACACCACGUGCCCCUCUCCCGCUGUGCCCUGUCGCCUGCAGACGUCUAUAGAACGCCGCUCUACGACCUGAGGAUCGACCAGAAGGUUUACGCAGACCUCUGGAAGACCGGGUUGUUUGAGAGGAUGAGUCUGCAGACGGAUGAAGAUGAGCACAGUAUUGAAAUGCACUUGCCUUACACUGCUAAAGCCAUGGAGAGCCACAAAGAUGAGUUCAGCAUCGUUCCUGUGCUUGUGGGCGCCCUGAGCGAGUCUAAGGAGCAGGAGUAUGGGCGGCUGCUCAGCAAAUACCUGGCAGACCCCUCCAACCUUUUCAUCAUCUCCUCUGACUUCUGCCACUGGGGUCAGCGGUUUCGCUACACGUACUACGACGAAUCUCAAGGAGAGAUCUACAGGUCUAUUGAGCACCUUGAUAAAAUGGGGAUGAGCAUUAUAGAGCAGCUGGAUCCAAUUUCCUUCACCAACUACUUGAAGAAGUACCGUAACACCAUCUGUGGGCGCCACCCAAUUGGAGUGCUGCUAAAUGCUGUGGCCGAGCUUAGGAAGUCCGGCUUAGAAAUGAACUUUUCUUUCCUGAACUACGCCCAGUCGAGUCAGUGCAGGAACUGGCAGGACAGCUCCGUGAGUUACGCUGCCGGGGCGCUCAUCGUUCAUUGAGGUCAACUUCUGCAGGGGCCACUGCAACGCCGCCACCCUGCCCUUACUAUCUUAACGCCAUAACCUUGACUCCCACUCUCCCUCUCCCCCCUCCCCCACCCAGUAAUGCCCACUAUUUGCAGGAAACAGACUUAGACAAUUGAAGCCAAUAAAAUCAUUUCCCCUUAAGUCCCUCAGCUCUUCUUCGCUUUUCUCCGCCCGCCUCUCAGUUUGAAGCGUCUUCCGAACUUUUGGUUGCAGAAAAGUUUUAUUAGAGGAUGGAGGCGAGGGGUCAUCUUAGUUUGGGUCGGAGGAAGCUCUAGAAGAAGCAUAUCUUUGUUUUUUUUUGUUUUUUACAUUGUCCCUUUUUCGUUAAUGAGUAAUGAGGAAGCUUAGACAUGUAAAAAAAAAAAAUAUGAUCUGUUUGGAUUUGAUGUGUUCUCGUGUAAUUUGCACCAGAGUCAAACCAGCUGAAAUAAUAGCUGCACAUAUUGUUGGAGAACAUGGAGAUGUUGCUGGAUAAAGAGUCCUCUGACUGCAACCAGACCUAAACGCUACAUAAACCUGGUAAAAGGUGUCAUAGGCAACUGCUACCACUGUUCUGCAAACGUUGUAGUUGCUUUAAAAAAAAAAAAAAAGGGCUGCUCCCAACAAAGUUCACACACAUCCUACUGUAUAAACCAAAAAAAAAUAAACAUUAUCAUAAUAUUGGUAAUAUAUUUUAAUCAUAUUAUAACCUUUUUUUUUAAUAUACUUUUUAGAGGUAGGUGUGAUAGUAUUAACUGAAUUAGUGUAGAUUUGAGUAGCAGCUUCGUCAGGUUGGCUCUAAGGCCGUCCACCUGGUCUGGCCUGUUUAUAGAGCGACGUGUUUACCGCUGAUUACCGCUGAUCCUCUACUCCAGUCAGAUGUUUAUGGCAGUAAAGAUUGAUGUUUUGAGCGCCUCGCCUACAGCGGUGGAUGCCACAAAAAAAUGUCAUCGUAUCUGGACUCCAACUCUGACACCUUCGAGUUUUUGUUUACACCAACCCCUCCCCUCCCCCUGACUCUCUGUAGUAACUGAAUUAGUAGUACACUCAAAUGAUGAUGUAUUAUUUUUCACUUUUUUUUUUUUUUUCUUGAAUUGUAAAAUGUUUUCGUUAAAUAUUCUGCAGAGCUUUCAGUGCGGUCCAAACAAAGUGGCCGAGCUGGAAGGACGACUAUCUUCUAAGAUUACACGUCUGGCCAUGGAGGUUUUUUUUUUUUUAUUACAGCUCUUUGUGUUUGACUGAGAAAUGUUAGUUUCCAAAGUUCGUGUCAUUCUAACUUAAAAAAA